Molecule: messenger RNA, 1314 nt
Organism: Sorghum bicolor (sorghum)
Lineage: Eukaryota; Viridiplantae; Streptophyta; Magnoliopsida; Poales; Poaceae
Product: UMP-CMP kinase 3
Exons: 10
Coding region: 304-945 (213 amino acids)
Biological process (GO): 'de novo' pyrimidine nucleobase biosynthetic process; CDP biosynthetic process; UDP biosynthetic process
Cellular component (GO): nucleus; cytoplasm
Molecular function (GO): UMP kinase activity; ATP binding
Source: RefSeq, a predicted model, not a curated record
CCUCCCUCUCCAGUCUCCACCCUCCACCCUCCGCGCCGACGCCUCUCCAGUCUCCAGUCGCCACCACCCCCACCGACCAUUUGCCGCGUUGGCGUUGCCGGAUCCUCGAAGCAGUCAGCCCAGCCCACCUCCGCCCGGACCCGAGAACCCGCGCGCGCCCGUAUUAAUAACGGCCACCUCGCUCCCCCGAAGGCCGAGGGAAGCGCACGCACCUAGCGACGGACCAGCACACAGAUUCGUUCCACGCCCCACCUCGUCCGCGCUCCCAGAUCUCGCGCGCCUCCCGCAAGGGUAAUUUGAGCCAUGGGCACAGUUGUGGAUGCCGCUCCAGCUGUUGUGGCUGAGGAGGUCACUGAGAACAUGUUGGGUGGCAAGAAAGUUACAGUUGUAUUUGUUCUAGGUGGUCCUGGAAGUGGAAAGGGCACACAAUGUGCCAACAUUGUGGAGCACUUUGGAUUCACCCAUCUUAGUGCUGGAGAUCUUUUGCGUGCAGAAAUUAAAUCUGGCUCUGAGAACGGAACCAUGAUCGAGAACAUGAUAAAGGAGGGAAAGAUUGUUCCAUCGGAGGUGACUAUAAAGCUGUUGCAGGAGGCAAUGAUAAAAAAUGAAAAUGACAAAUUCCUGAUUGAUGGAUUUCCAAGGAACGAGGAGAAUCGUGCAGCGUUUGAGAAUGUUACCAAAAUUUCUCCUGCGUUUGUGCUAUUCUUUGACUGUUCUGAGGAAGAGAUGGAGAGACGUCUCUUGGGCCGCAAUCAGGGAAGAGUUGAUGAUAACAUUGAAACUAUCAAAAAAAGGUUUAAAACCUUUGUUGAAUCAAGUCUGCCUGUCAUUGAGCAUUACAACUCAAGGGACAAGGUUAAAAAGAUUGAUGCUGCAAAACCAAUUCCUGAGGUGUUUGAAGACGUCAAAGCCAUUUUUGCCCCAUUUUCUUCAAAGGCUGAAUAGAGCAAUCUAAGGGACAUGAUAAAGGUGAUACAUGGUGUCAUAGGCACCACACAAACAUAUCUGUGAUUAUGAACCCUUUAAUAUAGAACAAAAGUUUUGGCUCAUAUGAGCUACCAGCAUAUCAGUAGGCAAUUCGAUUUGUUACCAGCAAUAAGUAGAUCUGAUUCCCAGUGGUCCUGCUAGAGUAACAUUUUACCACUGUGUUGUUUAUGUAUCCUUUGAUGUUGUGUUGUACCAUUGUGUAAUUUUACUUUACGCACUGAUGAGACCUUGUGCCAUUCCACCAGGUUUCUUGUUUUAUUGAAAGUGUAAAACUGCUGUCAUAUUCUUUAUGCGUUGAAAUAUAUUCAUUGCACCGAACUUUUGUCA